Molecule: messenger RNA, 1782 nt
Organism: Erythranthe guttata (spotted monkey flower)
Lineage: Eukaryota; Viridiplantae; Streptophyta; Magnoliopsida; Lamiales; Phrymaceae
Gene: ARP4
Product: actin-related protein 4
Source: RefSeq, a predicted model, not a curated record
AAUCGAAUAGCCGGGUUUAGUCGCCUCAAUUUGUAUUUCCUGGGUCGCCCUUAACAUACACUCCCUUGAGUAAACCCCGCUAUCAAUUUCGAAUUUCCCCGCUCCCACACCGCCACCACCACCACCAACGAGGUUGAAGAAGAAGGGGCAUUCCAGAAAUGUACGGGGGAGAUGAAGUAUCUGCGAUAGUGGUGGACUUAGGUUCCCACACUUGCAAAGCUGGUUAUGCCGGUGAAGAUGCCCCUAAAGCUGUUUUUCCAUCUGUUCUUGGCUCAAUUGACGAAAUGGAAGUUGAUGACGCUGAUAAUUCAGACAAAAACUCUGGCACUGCCUCGGAUUCUAAAUCCAAGAGCAAGCGCAAGUUGUAUGUAGGAACACAAGACUUGGGAUUUCGUAGGGAUCACAUGGAGGUAUUAUCACCUGUCAAGGAUGGGAUAGUUGCUGACUGGGAUAUGGUUGAAAAUAUAUGGGACCAUGCGUUGAGGAAAUGCCUCUUGAUUGACCCAAAGGAACAUCCGAUGCUCCUUGCUGAGCCAUGUUCUAAUACUCAACAGCAGAGAGAAAAGACUGCAGAGAUUAUGUUUGAAAAAUACCAAGUUCCCGCAUUAUUUUUGGCCAAAAAUGCUGUUCUCACAUCUUUUGCAUCAGGACGUGCCACCUCUUUAGUUGUUGACUGUGGCGGAGGAUCUACUACUGUGGCUCCAGUCCAUGAUGGAUAUGUUCUUCAGAAGGCUGUUGCAACGUCUCCGAUUGGAGGAGAUUUUCUCACUGAUUGCUUGUUAAAAAGCCUGGAAGACAAGGGAAUCUCUAUAAAACCUCGUUAUGCCUUUAAACGGAAAGAAAUUCGUGCUGGAGAAUUUCAGAUUGUAGACCUUGACUUCCCAAAUACGACGGAAAGUUACAAACUCUAUUCCCAGCGGGUGAUUGUUGGUGAUAUUAAAGAAUGUGUAUGUCGAGCACCGGACACCCCGUAUGAUGAUACUUCAUACUCGAAUAUCCCAAUGACGCCUUAUGAGCUUCCUGAUGGACAGACGAUUGAGAUUGGUGCUGACAGAUUCAAGAUUCCUGAUGUACUAUUUAAUCCAUCUUUAGUUCAGACUAUUCCUGGUAUGGAGAGUUCUGUAGAGACGGCUUCAUCUGCUCGUGGUCUGCCGCAAAUGGUCAUUGAGAGCAUAAACAAAUGUGAUGUUGACAUCCGACGAGAACUUUUUAGUGGCAUACUGCUUUCUGGUGGAACAGCAUCAAUGCAACAAUUGAAAGAACGUCUUGAGAAAGAUUUGUUGGAGGAAACUCCUCAAGCAGCAAGGGUUAAAGUGUUAUCAAGCGGGAAUGCUACUGAAAGGAGAUUCAGCGUCUGGAUAGGGGGGAGUAUAUUGGCAUCACUUGGUUCCUUUCAGCAAAUGUGGUUCUCAAAGUCUGAGUUUGAAGAGCAUGGAGCUUCUUACAUUCAAAGGAAAUGCCCUUAAACAUUUUAAGUAGGGAGGUCACUGGUUGCUUGAAUCUCUUCGGUUAUUCGCUUUGUAAUCAUCACAUAUGAACUUGUGGUGCGUCAAGAAAGACCUGUUAACUGUGCGUCAAGAACACUCUGUAUUUGCAUUCUUCGUUGCACUAUGUUGCUACCAACCGUGUGAGUUGCUCAUGAAAAUAUUGAUACACUGUGGGCACAAGUAUAGAACUGAUUAAGUAUUACUGGAAGAGGAGCUUUGGAAUUGACAUUUAAUUUAAGCUGUGCUUGGGUUUUGAUAUCUUCUAUUUCUCACUUUAAAUGAAGUCAUUCUUUUA